UUCUUGUUUUCGUGGAAAGUGCAAUGAACUCUGGGAAAUUAUUUGAGUACGUGAGUAGCCAGACCCUGAUUAAUUCCCAUCAGAUUUACUUGUGCAGGGAAAUUGACUGGGAGCAUCACUGUUGCUAGGUAAUGACAUCAGCAUACCUGUACCCACCUGACUCACUGCUGCUCCUUUUAGAUGAGCAAGUCCUCUACAUGGAUCAUUAGUUAUAAUCAAGACAUCAGUUAUGACUUUGUGGAUGUAUUUUGGUUUUAUUCCACUUUUAUCCAAAGCAUAUAUAUAACUCAACUCAUCUCUUAGCAAUGGACAGAUCGAGACAGCUUUGGGAAAUAUUGAUUGACUUUUUUUUACCUUUGGACUUAUAAACAGAAAGGGAGCCGUUCUUUGUCUGUCGGAGCAACAUGUCUGGUUAUGUGCUUACCAGAGAUGCUAAAUAAAAGCUGUUAAAUUCAGACAUCGAUGAGCCCCCAUGGAGAGUGAGAUGAUUUCUCAAGGAACAAGGGAUGUGGAGUGAUGCAAUGGCACUUGGGCACGGCUCUAAGAAGUCAAUUUCAUGUGACCAAGGGGUCACACCUGCUUCUCUGAACAAUGGGGUAGGAGCUGGUGCACAAGCUGUGGCUCCAGCCACCACUAAGACUCUGUUCUGCAAGUGUCUCCUGGCCUUCCUCAUCAUCAUCCUCAUAGCCGCAGGAGCCACACUGGCCUGGUACUUCCUGGAAUACAGGGUUUGGGUGUUGGAGCCUCGUGUCCAGCAGCAGUACACGGCUUAUCUGUCCAUCCUCAACAGGAACUUCUCUGCUGAUCUGUCCUCCCACAACAGCCCUGCAUUCAAGAAAGAGGCCAAGGGGGUACAGAACAUGGUAGAGAAGAUAAUGAAGGGCUCGAGUCUUUCUCGAUACUUCAACUGCACCACUGUGUUCGCCUUUGGGGAGGGGAGUGUUGUGGUUCACUUCUGGAUACUGAUGUCUGUGCCAGGCAGCCAUGUUGGGAGGGUCACACUGGAUCAGGUCACUGGGAGCCUAGAGAAGGGCCUGAGGUGGUACAGAGGGUCAGAGGAGACGGCUAGCUUUGAUGGAUACCUCCUCCUCCUCCCCUCGCUGUCUGUCAGUGAAACUGACUCCAAAGUUAUAGAGCUUUUGAAAGCCUCAUUUGACUGCUACCGCUACCAGAAGGUGGUGUCCAGCAGCCCUGUAGCUCUCCGUGGCCCCGACACGCAGCGCUCCUCCUGCCUGUGGCACCUCCAGGCCACCCCCGGCUGCCAGCUGGAGCUCCACAUGGAGUGGCUGCUGCCAGAGUGUCGGGACAGGCUGGUGGUGUACAACUCCCUCACCCCCACCGAUACUCACCUCAUCACCUCUGUGUAUGGCUGCAGCAGACAUGAGCGUGUGGUGCGUGUCCUGUCUUCAGGUGAGUGGAUGACGGUGGUUUGGAAACAGGGCCUGUACAACUAUAAGGACCCCUUCUCUCUGUCUGCACAGGCCUGGGACCGCCAGGACUGUAACUCCACUAUAGAGCUGAAGGCAGUAUCAGGGGUCCAGGGGACACUGAGGACACCUUUCUUCCCCAGCUACUACCCCCCCGACACCAACUGUACCUGGAGCUUUACUAUGCCCAGUGUCGGGAUAGGCUUGUCUCUGGAAUUUGAGGGCUACGAGCUGAGCAGAGCCAGCUACAACCAGGCCUGUACCCAGGGACAGUGGAUCAUCCAGAACCGCAGACUGUGUGGUACCAGGGGCCUGCAGCCAUACAACGAACGCCUCCUCCUGCUCUCCACCAUGACCACUGUUGUCAUGACAUCAGAAGUGUCACUCACAGGGCCGGGCCUUCAGCUGCUCUACAGAGUCUUCAACCUAUCAGAUCCUUGCCCAGGCCAGUUUCUGUGCACUAUUAAUGGCCUGUGUGUUCCUGCCUGUGAUGGAAUCAAGGACUGUCCCAAUGGACUUGAUGAGAGGAAUUGUGUGUGUGUGGCACAGUUCCAGUGUCCAGAGGAUAGUCAGUGUGUGGACUACUACAAGGUGUGUGACCGACACCCAGACUGCCCUGAAGCAACGGACGAGAUGAACUGUACUGAUGGUGUGCAGUGUACAGAUAUGACCUAUCGGUGCGCUGAUGGAACGUGUCUGAAGAAGCCGAACCCAGAGUGUGACUUUGUCACCGACUGCCCCGACGCCUCCGAUGAGAAACAGUGUGACUGUGGCCUGAGGCAAUUCUCCAGCCGAAUUGUCGGAGGGACCAAUGCCACGGAGGGGGAGUGGCCAUGGCAGGUCAGCCUGCAGGUGCGGGGUACCCACAUCUGUGGGGGCGCGCUAAUCUCCAUCCAGUGGGUGGUGUCCGCUGCCCACUGUUUUUAUGACGACCGUCUCUACUCCCCUUCAGCAUGGACUGUCUACCUGGGUAAACUCCUGCUCAACCGCAGCAGCCCUACUGAAGAAGUGGCCAGAGUUCAGCGGAUCCACCUUCACCAAUACUACGACGAUGAUUCCCACGACUAUGACCUGGCCCUGCUGAAGCUGGACCGGCCCGCCUCUAUGCUGCUGGCUGGACAUGCUCGACCCGCUUGCCUGCCUCCGCCCACCCACCAGCUGGAGCCGGACCUGCUCUGCUGGGUCACCGGCUGGGGGGCUCUCCGUGAGGGGGGCAGUGCCAGUAAUGUGCUUCAGAAGGUUGAUGUUCGCCUGGUCAGCGAAGAAGCCUGUGUUCGCUCCUACGGCCACCUGGUCACUCCCAGAAUGCUUUGCGCCGGUUACCGGAGUGGAGAGAAAGAUGCCUGUCAGGGAGACUCUGGUGGUCCCUUGGUUUGCCAGGAGCCGACGGGUCGCUGGUUCCUGGCCGGAGUGGUGAGCUGGGGCAAAGGCUGCGGGCGUCCAGACUACUAUGGCGUCUACACCCGCAUCACCAGGCUCAGUGACUGGAUCAAGCAGGUCAUCAGCAGCCCCUGAGACAAUGAGGAUCUUUAUCAUCCUUACAUCAAUAUCCUCAUAACCUAAAGCUGGGUGCAAAUGAAAACAUUAUCCACAGGAUGAGAUGCUUCUCAUCCAAACAGGUGGUAAAGUGUGAUUCCAUUCUAAGUCAUUAUAUAAUAAAGCUAAUUAUAAUCCACCUUAUUUAUGUGGCACCUUUCAGAACUGAUAUAAUAUAAUGUUUAUCAAGAAUGCAGUAAAAAGAAACAUGCCAAAAUAAAAUAAAAUAAAAUUUUAGUAAGAAUGGUAAUAGGACUCAAAUAAAAUAAGGAUUUUUUUAGAAGUGACAAGCUCAGGUUUAAGAAGUGAUUGAAAUGUAAUGAUAGAGUACAAUGAAAGCAAUUUCACUUGACUGUAAUCCCUUGUUUGAUCAUUUACUCUCCUGCAGAAGAAAUCAUCUAUAUUUUAAAGAUAUUGAACUUAAAGCAAUUUUUCCCCAUAA
Siniperca chuatsi (mandarin fish) is the source of this 3405-nucleotide messenger RNA. Its product is annotated as transmembrane protease serine 6. The record is from RefSeq and is a predicted model, not a curated record. Gene Ontology annotation, biological process: proteolysis. Bases 507 to 2942 code for a protein of 811 amino acids. The transcript is spliced from 18 exons. Gene Ontology annotation, molecular function: protein binding; serine-type endopeptidase activity. NCBI's taxonomy places the organism in Eukaryota, Metazoa, Chordata, Actinopteri, Centrarchiformes, Sinipercidae.